ACAACUUCUGCCGAAUGCCAUCGAGCAGGAAGCACAAGGGACGCUCGCUCAAUCCACUCUAGCCUUCAUUGCGACGAGCUUCAAACAUGUCAACCAUCCCGGCCUCGGCCCUCCAAUCGGGGUCUCCGCCCACGAUCCCAUUGUCGUUCAAUGCCAACCAGCCUGAGAAGGUUACGCUUUAUCCGCUAUCCAACUACACGUUCGGCGUGAAAGAGACACAGCCAGAAGAAGAUCCGUCUGUAAUUGCCCGUCUGAAGCGUCUAGAAGAACAUUUCAGCGAGCAUGGCAUGCGCCGAACAUGCGAAGGCAUCCUGGUAUGCCACGAGCACAACCACCCGCACAUCCUCAUGCUGCAGAUCGCAAACGCGUUCUUCAAGCUCCCUGGAGACUACCUGAAGCCAGAAGACGACGAGGUAGAGGGGUUCAAAGCUCGAUUAGACGAGAGACUUGCGCCAGUUGGCCGACUGGGCGAGGGAGAAGAGGCUGGAGACUGGGAGGUUGGCGAGUGCCUGGCGCAGUGGUGGAGGCCAAACUUCGAGACCUUCAUGUAUCCAUUUGUCCCUGCGCACGUCACACGGCCCAAGGAGUGCAAAAAAUUCUAUUUCAUUCAGCUACCGAAGAGCAAGGUUCUAAGCGUGCCAAAGAAUAUGAAGCUUUUAGCCGUCCCUUUAUUCGAGCUUUACGACAACACCGCCAGAUAUGGACCGCAGCUGUCCGCCAUUCCUCAUAUCCUCAGUCGCUACAACUUUGAGUUUGUUGACGAGAAUGGCGAAGUUGUCGCUGCAACCCCUGGUUCAGGUGCUCCCGAUGGAUAUGUGCCCAAGACCAAGGUUCUGGCCGGAGACGAUACGGAUAUGGUUGAGGAAAAUGGGACACAUUGAUUGAAAUGAACAGCAUAUUGGAAAAAGGAGACAUGGCGAUGGUGUUUGGCGUAUAGGUAAAACAAUUCAAUGUAUGCAUGUUUGAAGCUACAGGUUGUCUAAUACAUAUAAGGAUUUCCAAUUCAAUGUUACAAUAGACUCU
Trichoderma atroviride IMI 206040 is the source of this 1023-nucleotide messenger RNA. RefSeq lists its product as uncharacterized. NCBI's taxonomy places the organism in Eukaryota, Fungi, Ascomycota, Sordariomycetes, Hypocreales, Hypocreaceae. The record is from RefSeq and is a predicted model, not a curated record. Gene Ontology annotation, molecular function: mRNA 3'-UTR AU-rich region binding. Gene Ontology annotation, cellular component: mRNA cleavage factor complex.